AUGUCUAGUUUUGUUAAUAUUCUUGCACUUCUGCCUUUGGCACUGGCUGCCAGCCCAGUCAUGAUGAUGCCUAAUCAGGCCAUGGUUUUCAAAGAAAACGACUUCGCAGUGAAUGCCGGCCGAAAAGGAAUGCUUGUUGCAUCUGAUGGAAAUUGCAUGAAUUUCAAUAGCAUGCCCGAAUAUCGCAUGAACGUUGGAUCAGUCUAUGUGCCAUGUCCGUCCGAGGUCAAGCAGGAUAUGAUGUGCUCAUUUUACUCUACUGAACCAUCUAGCGACAACUCUUGCAACAAGGAGCUGUUUACGUUUACCCGACCCCAUGCGAAUUUGUUCAGACAUGCUGUUGGCGAUGGUGUUGGUAAACAUGUCAGAAGCAUGAAGUGCAUGUCAGUUCAUUCUCCUGCUGACAGACAGGGACAUAUCUUUUUAAGUGAUCAUGCGUCUACCAAGAGUCCAAGCAGCUGCCCCAAUGACAUCUGCUCCACUGAGCUGAACUGUCAAUCAACUCACCCAGAUUAUGGCAUGUACUGCUCUUCAAGCUCUAUGACGUGCCAGCGAACUUCUGUGGUUGGCGCCCUUUGCAUGGAAGACGCGCAGUGUGUCGCGAGUCAUUGCCAGAGUGGAAUGUGUAUGGCUGCCGCAGAGAACCUGCGCUGCCAGCAGGGCUCUGAGUGUCCUUCUGGCUUACGGUGCCGUCCUACCCGUGUUCUCAAUUCUUUUGGAGCUUCUAGUGUCGAGAUGAUCUGCAUGAAGAAUGAGGAUGUUCGCGGCGUGGAGUGCUCCUCUGAAAAGCCCUGCCCAGGCCGCAUGUCGUGCAGUCUUCAACAUGAGAAUAACGCAUACUUGAUUUUCUUUGUGGAGGAUGUCAAGCUUGGAGGAAAUGGUAUUUAA
Molecule: messenger RNA, 888 nt
Organism: Penicillium vulpinum
Lineage: Eukaryota; Fungi; Ascomycota; Eurotiomycetes; Eurotiales; Aspergillaceae
Exons: 5
Coding region: 1-888 (295 amino acids)
Source: RefSeq, a predicted model, not a curated record